CGGAAGAGUUGAACACGAUGAUGGUAAGGGGCAAUCCGAGAUUCAAGGAGAAACAUGUUCAUGAUGUAGCUACUCUUUGUUGAUUCCCCUGCGACAAAAGAGCGUGUCCACCACUAACUAAAGAGAGGAGAUAUCCCUGUUUGUCCAUUUUGAAGCAGGCUACAUGGUGUGUGUUUUGCAUUCAGAGUGUGUCUGUGUGGGUGUCCAGAGAUGGAAAGCUAUGAAGAAUUCUGUCUGCGGAGUCUGACCAUACUGCAGGAAGAGGGGAAAUUCAUGAAGACGAUAUGUGAGCCACUAUGGUCCUCGAAGGCUUUCUCUCUCAUCCGCUUCCAUGGAAGAGCUGUGCUUUCACCUCUGCUGAGUGCAGAGCAGCGCAGUGAGAUGUGUGACCACAGACAGAGAGCGGUCCAGCUGGAGGUUGACAGGCAGAACAAGCAGAACAACAACCUCAUGGCCCGAGUUCAGGACAAACUGGACCAACCUCGGGCACAUGGAGACUCAAGUACAGAUGUUGAAAAGCUGCCAGUUUCUAAAUCUGCAAAGGUUAGUGGCUACACCCUGAUCACUGACUCUCCUGGACUUCCCAGAGACCCUGGGUUUGGAGUUCAAACAAGGGAUCAACCAAGCUCUGAGACCCCCGUCGUCAAUGGUUACAAGGCAGUGGAGAAAGUGAUGGUGGAGAAGGAAGAGAACAGUGAGGAGGAGGGGGAAGAAGAGGAGGAGGAGGAGGACAUUAGUUUGGACAGCCUUCUAAAGAGAUCAAGGGAUUAUGUGAAGAGAGAGCAGAGUCAGCAGGAUUCAAAAGUUGUCCCCACAGUCACUGGGUCUCCUCCGCUUGAGACUGUCUCUGACAAGGAAAAUAAAAGCUGCAGUCCCAUGGGGGACACAGGCGUCGAGUUUGGAUUCAGUCUGCACCACAGCCCUAUUCGCCCACCUCAGACCCAAAUGCAGCAUCAAUAUCUGUACGACGCUAGUCCCCAACAGACUGGUUGUCUCUCACCUAGUCUACAUGACCGUUAUGCCCGGCUCCCCAGUCCAGAGUCCAGCAUUAGUCCCCGUGCACAGAGACGUAGACCACGUCCAUUUUCUACAGGAAACAUACACGUUUCGUUUCCCAUCAGCCCAGAAGACCUCAUCCCCUGCAGCUCAUGGAGGUCAGGGGAAGGUGCUGGCUUGGCAGAUUGGGGAGAAGCUCUCUCCGAGGCUAUAAAGUCUCCCGAUCACUGGGGCUCAGUAGGGAGUGAGCGUAGUGCUGGUGUAAGCAGUGGAAAUAGUCGACCCAGCCACUGUGGUACCAGCCCAGUGCAAGAUUUUUGUAGCCCCAUUAGUGCCUUAGGGUUAAGCCCAAAUGGGCAGCAUGACCAUUUUGUUGCAGGAUUUCGCCGGCGCUGCCACACCCUUGACAGCCAGCUGCAUAGGAAAGACUCUGGUGUGGGGCACAUAGACCGCAACCAGGAGAGGGUGCCUCGCUUCAUGGCAGGAGUUACAUGGAUGGCUGCAAGUGGGCACACCCCUACAGCCCCUUUAAACCGGUCGUUUGAGGUAGAUAAACCCUCACUUUGUUUGCUAAGGCCCUGCAUUACUUCUGACUUGGCUCAUGGCACACCAAGGAUGGAGGCUACUGACCCUCAGGACACAAACAAUGGGAGAAUCACACCAACUGGCUUCAGAAAUGCAGCCGAGGCACAGACCAGCAAGACAGAGGGGACCCAGAGGCGAGCACAGGCUCUGGAGGACAUGCAAAGGCGUCUGGAGGAGGAGCAUGCCUUGCAGAUGUCUUUACUCCUGGCUGAGCAGGAGAAAGAGCAACAGCGCCUCUGUCUGGCACUUGGGGAGACAGAGAAAAGACUAAAGGAGCAGGAAUGUGUGCAGCCUUUGAGUAUGGAUGCUUGUGGGUGGAACUGUAUAUCUGCGAGUGACAGCCGUCCUAUUGUGAACCCCUCUUGUCCAGGACUAAGCCCUGCCCACACACAAUCUGAGCGAUCACCUGGACACAGUAUAGGUUUUUCCAGCCCCGUAAGUUCCAGUGUAUCCUCUCCCUCUCUCCAGUCUCCUGUCUAUCUUUGGGGGCCAACAUGGGCAGGUAGCAAACCUCGAGCAAGGCUAAGUCUGGUUCUGACAGCAGAGCAGCAGGGAGCGUUCUGUCGAAUUGGCGCCAUCAUUCGCGGCUUCCUCACUCGCAGAUUGCUCAAAACUGAGAAGAUCAAACACCUGUGCCAGACCAUUAUGGAUACGCAAGAGUUCAUCUGUUCAUUCCAGACAGAAGCUCAUCAGAAGAAGAGCCUCUGCUCAGCACAAGAUCGCUCCCUGCAGGAGAGAGUUAGAGCCCAGCUACGUGCAGCCCUUUAUGACAUCCAUGACAUCUUCUUCAAAAUACCUCUUGGGGAUCGGUUAGCGUUGCUACAGCAGGACAGAGAGCUCCGAGCAGAGAGGAAGCUGCGGGACAUGGAGAAAGCCAAGUGUCCCAAGGAUAGAGCGGUUCUGUCUGCUGCCACACAGAGGUCUCUGGACAGGAAAAAGAGGGUUAGUGAAUCCCCAGCCCAGGCUAGGAAGAUGCAGCAGAAGCCAAAGAGCCCUACUGCUAACAGAGUCCUGAAGCCAAGCCACGGCCACAAUUCUCCUGUUGCAGGCCAACUGAAUCGCCAGGGCAUUUACCUACUGACCUUGAAGUCAGCAUAACAUGACGGUGGCUGUUUCCUCUCAGGAGCUGGUACAGAAAGACCCCAGGAGAGAGAGUGAGGCGCUCAGACAGCCUGAAGAAGCAGCACUCUCUGGGGUGACUGGUCACUCAACUUCCCUGAACUGUGGGAUUGAAUUGCUAAUCUUUAACUAGAAACCUUAAACCACUGGUUGUGCUGCUAAACUUUAUGAAAUUCGAAAGAUUGUAUUCACUACCACACUUGAGCUCAUUGAUUCACUUCAUUAGAUGCCUUUGUUUUUGACUGUUCAGCUUGCUGUAAUACUUUGCCAACAACUGAUUGUUAUCCACAAAACUGAAACGUAGCUUGAUACUGUGUGUGGAUUAUUUAUUGAAAAGGUGGGCACAUUGUUAAUAAGUAUCUGUACUUUAAUGCAAGCUAAAGGAAGGUCAGAGAUCCACAUUUCUAUCUGUGCCUAAUAACAAUGCCUUUGCUAUCUGCAACGUUUAGCAUGCAUAUUUUUUAUAAUUUGUGUUUAUAAAGUGAAAUUUCAAUCGUCAGUGUCAUACAGAAAGCCACAGGAAAUAGUUACCAUAAGAAACAAGUAUUUAGGUGAGUACAAAUCAAAAAUUUGUUUUGUUUCCAACUUGUUUUCUUCUUCUAUUAAAUGGUGCAGAGUUUACAGUACUCAGAGACAGCGCGUUUUAACAUUAGGCUUGAAUCAAACCCAAAUGCCAAAAAUCAAAUCUAAAUGUAUUUGUUUACACACUGGCGGGCUGUUAUAUUAAUGUAGCUUCACACAACAGGAAAUGCACAGCAGACACAGAGCAAAACAAAAUACAUGCCCAUGUCAAAUGUUUAGUAAAUGCUGUAACAUUCUCCAUUAUUCUCCACUGCUUACACAUAAGGCUGAGACUUUGAAUAAAAUAAUAUUUAUGUGCACAAAUAAUUUAACCUCAUGUUAAAGAAUUGGUAGAUCCACUUGUUUACUGAGAUACCAAAUUGACUUAUGUGUGUUGAUGUUGUCUGCUGAUAUUGCUGUACUCUUUUAAAAGACAAAACAAUGGGUUUUAAAAAAAAGAAGCCAAAUAGUGUUUUUGAUGACCAGAAUAAAUUCUGAAUCAUCAUUUUCUCGGCUCUGGAUAUUUUCUCUGAAACUGCCUUGAAAAAAACAGGAAGACACUACAUGACGGUUAAAGAUCUCGUGAUGCUUUGCCGUGGGUCUUGAUUCAAUUGAAUUUUGUUUUAGUCCUUUAAAGCACAUACAUAAGAUAUUAUUAUUUCGUACUUGCUUUCAUUUAGUUUCAUGAUUUUAGCAAUAUUUGUGGUCAUAUGGUUUCAAAGGAUUCUGUUUAAGAUAUUUUUUCGUUUUGGCCUACGUUUAAGGUCAUCAAACAACAUGGUGAGGAAGUAUUUUUUUAAAAACAUUUUAUGACAUUACGGUUUUACUAAGAAACUGGAACAUUAGUAUCCUUUGUAAUCAUCCUUAAUCAAUGGUUGAAUACAACAAGUGCGAGUGUCAAGAAAUAAGAGUAUGACUUUAAUCCAUUAUUUGUUGUUGACACAAAUCUUCCAAAAUCUUGGCACACAUCUUAAAAUCAUAUGAAGGCUUCAUCCGUUCAUUAUGGAAUGAAAGAGUUAGGACAUAUAUGAGGAAGGCUUUUGUGUGUAGAAAUUGUUCUUUCAGUGUGGACAAAUCGUUUGUAACUGACACCAACAUCAGUCUAAUCACCAUUAAACACAAAAAAGACAAACUUCUGAAACUAUCAUGAAAGCUGAGAAACUAAUAUUUAGGUUUGUAAGAUCAGCCAUUUUCUGAACACAGUGUUACACUGGAACAUAAUUUGUGCGUAAUGCCUGGUGUUGGUUUUUCUCUCUGAUUAAAUUCUUAUAUUUCACAUUUCAUGCUUCAAAGAGAUAUUAGCAUUUUACAGGGUGGCCUCGCUGCUUUAGAAAAUUGAAGUAAACAAAACUAACUAAUAGGAAUAGUGAUACACUUUGGGACCAAUCGGUAAGUAGCACUUUGGUGACAUUAAAAAGCAUACCGACUCCACUACUUAUCAUAGAUUAAAAAAGCUGUACCCUGUUUAGCAGGAAGAGCAAAUGGAUUUUUUUUUUUUAUCCAACAAUAGAAACUGAUGUUAGCAAAAACAUAGAGCAGAUAGAUCCUUCAACAAGAACAACAAAAGUGAAUUGGAUUGGUUUAUUGGAUUGUAUACAAAAUCACAUACAUGUAUGCAUUUCAAAUAUAGGUGGAUAAAAAAAAGUAAAUAACAAUAAACCAGAUAAGCCAUCACCCAGAUCUCUCUAUUUCUCAUAUAUGAAUUAAAAAAAAAACAAACCAUUCAUUUGCAGUGAGUUGUGUCCUUUAAAAUAAAAGAAAACAGAUCAAAAUCAUUCUUUGAGAAGUCCACAUCCAUA
Molecule: messenger RNA, 5060 nt
Organism: Eleginops maclovinus (Patagonian blennie)
Lineage: Eukaryota; Metazoa; Chordata; Actinopteri; Perciformes; Eleginopidae
Product: centriolar coiled-coil protein of 110 kDa-like
Exons: 14
Coding region: 211-2679 (822 amino acids)
Biological process (GO): negative regulation of centriole elongation; ciliary basal body organization; centriole replication
Cellular component (GO): centriole
Molecular function (GO): protein binding
Source: RefSeq, a predicted model, not a curated record